Messenger RNA from Anoplophora glabripennis (Asian longhorned beetle), 942 nucleotides. Its product is annotated as cilia- and flagella-associated protein 161-like. The record is from RefSeq and is a predicted model, not a curated record. Lineage: Eukaryota; Metazoa; Arthropoda; Insecta; Coleoptera; Cerambycidae. Bases 25 to 930 code for a protein of 301 amino acids. The transcript is spliced from 2 exons. Gene Ontology annotation, biological process: cilium assembly. Gene Ontology annotation, cellular component: motile cilium.
AACAAAAAUUCAUCAAAAUAAUAAAUGAUGCACUGUAGCAGUAGAGAUAGGGAAAAAGAAGAGCAGGAACAGGUUUAUCAAAAUCGGAUAAUCUAUUCUUUGCCAGUGCGUUUAGGAUUAUGGAACGAGGAACUAGCGCUAUGGGAAGAAAGAAAUUUUAUUACUGCUUACAAAAAAGAACACUGCCAGCUGCUGGUCCAAAAAACAAAGAAAAUGUUCCGAAAUGUGCUCAAAACAACAAUUUUAGCUCCAGAAACCCCAUAUCUAUUGUAUAAUCAAAAUUACCAAAUAGUAACAUCAGAUAUAGUUUCUAGUGAAGGAAAUACUGGACUUUAUCUGUCAGGAGUCUUAAAUGAGAGAGAUAUAGACUACAUUCAACAUUUUCAACAUGGUUGUGCGCUUUCUGCUUCUCCCAUUAAAGAACCUUGUGUACGUAAUACUUUCAAAAUUAUUGGCUGUGAUAGCAAUAAAAGAGACCAACCUAUAAUUUAUGGCGAAGAUGUGUAUAUUCAAAUAUCCGAAAGUGGGACCAGACCUUUAUAUAUACAAUGCGAAAAUUCUACAAUAGACACUUUCGGAGGACAUCUAUCUCUAAAACUCUCACAGUGCCCAGAUAUUUAUUGCAGGUUCAAAUUUCUUCACUGGGAUCCUAAAAGGCGUUAUCAAACUACCGGUACAAAUUUUAAACCGAAUUCGAGAGUUAUCAUUAAACACACUGCUUCUGGAAAGCUGCUAGCAGCGGAACAGUCAAAAUGGAUGCCUUCUUUCUAUGGACCUGAAUGUGUCGUAAGCUGUCACACUUAUAAGGACGGACACAAAAUGGAAACUGCAGAAAACUUCUGGAAAGUUCUCAGUUCACCUCCUUCUAACAAAGCAAUGUUCGUUCGUGCUGCUAAAGGAGAAGAUGUACCUAGUGAAUUAUAUAGUUAAUUGUUCACUCAC